Messenger RNA from Lecanosticta acicola, 1784 nucleotides. Lineage: Eukaryota; Fungi; Ascomycota; Dothideomycetes; Mycosphaerellales; Mycosphaerellaceae. The record is from the annotation of a GenBank genome assembly.
AUGCCGGCGGAAUCCACGUGGGUACAUUCCAGCAACCCGACGGUAACCAUUGAAGACUUGACAAGCUGAUCAAUCGUAGAUUCCCGCCCGUGAGCAUCCCGAACGUAGGCCUGUGGGACUUGCUCUUCGAACGAAAGGAGAGAGACUUCCCAGACGAUAAGACCAUCUACGUCGAUCCGUACACCAAUCGAUCCUACACCUACGCGCAAGUCAAGAGCACCGCCGUCGAUUUCGGCAAGGGCUUGAAAGGUCUCUGGGACUGGCAGAAAGGCGACGUGCUCGCACUGUACACGCCCAACUGCAUCGACACGCCAGCGAUCAUCUGGGGUACGCAUUUCGCUGGCGGCAUCGUAUCGCCUGCCAACCCAGGGUACACUGUGGAAGAGCUCGCGUACCAGCUCAAGGACAGCGGAGCAAAGGCAUUGAUCACGCAGUUCGCACAGUUGGACAAUGCUGUCAAGGCGGCGAAGAAGGUUGGCAUUCCGGAGGACCGGAUUGCCCUGAUCGGAGACGAGAGACAUCCGCAGGGCAAGUAUAAGCACUUUACCAAUGUCAGGAACAUUUCUGGCACGCAGCGGUAUCGUAGGGCGAAGAUCGAUCCGGAUGACGAUUUGGCGUUUUUGGUGUAUUCCAGUGGCACGACGGGACUGCCAAAGGUGAGGUGAUCAGAAGUGUUCAGUCCUUGCCCUUGCUAACCUUUGGCUCGACAGGGUGUCAUGCUCUCUCAUCGGAACAUCGUCGCCAAUAUCCUCCAGCUCACAGCCGGCGAAUCCCCCCUGUCAUGGAAACCGGCGAAAGGCAGACCGGAAGGAGAUGCGAUUCUCGCAUUUCUGCCGUUCUUUCACAUCUACGGCUUGACCUGCUUGAUCCAUCAGAGCCUGUAUCGAGGCCUCAAGUGCGUUGUGAUGCCAAAAUUCGAGAUCGAAGCUUGGUGCAAGACCGUUCAGGAUCAGCGCAUCACGAUGUCCUACGUCGUUCCGCCUGUCGUACUGCUCCUGACAAAGCACCCAAUCGUGGAGAAGUUCGACCUAUCCUCCUUGCGGAUGAUGAACUCGGGCGCGGCGCCUCUCACACGGGAGCUCGCCGAGGCAGUCUACAAGCGAAUCAAAGUCCCCAUCAAACAAGGCUACGGUCUCUCGGAGACGAGCCCAACGACGCACACCCAGCCGUGGGAGCUAUGGCAUUCUACAAUUGGAAGUGUCGGGGUUCUGCUCCCCAACAUGACUGCCAAGUACAUGUCCCCUGAAGAAAAGGAGCUACCUAAAGGCGAAGUCGGUGAGCUCUGGCUCGCAGGCCCGAACAUCUUCAAAGGCUAUCUGAACAACCCGGAGGGAACGAAGAAUGCCCUCACGGAAGAUGGAUAUUUCAGGACGGGAGACGUCGGCUAUCAAGACACGAACGGAAACUUCUACAUCACGGACCGCGUCAAGGAACUGAUCAAGUACAAAGGCUUCCAAGUGCCUCCCGCAGAACUGGAAGGUCUCCUCGCAUCUCACGACAAGAUCAACGACGUUGCCGUCCUCGGUGUACAUCGUGACGACCUGGCGACGGAGGUCCCGCUGGCGUACGUGGUUCCCAAGCAGGGUGUGGAUGGGUCUCCGGCUCUGGAGAAGGAGAUUCAGGACUGGCUUGCGGCGAAGGUGGCUAACCAUAAACGUUUGAGGGGUGGAGUGAAGUUUACGAAUGAGAUUCCUAAGAGCGUCAGUGGCAAGAUUCUGAGGAGGAUGCUGAAGGUGAAGUACCAGGAGGAGAUGGAGAAGAUGGGAGCAAAGGCGAAAUUGUAG